Beta vulgaris subsp. vulgaris (sugar beet) is the source of this 773-nucleotide messenger RNA. RefSeq names its product organelle RRM domain-containing protein 2, mitochondrial. The record is from RefSeq and is a predicted model, not a curated record. Bases 81 to 512 code for a protein of 143 amino acids. Gene Ontology annotation, molecular function: RNA binding. The transcript has 4 exons. Lineage: Eukaryota; Viridiplantae; Streptophyta; Magnoliopsida; Caryophyllales; Amaranthaceae.
AAGACUUUUAAGAAACUCAUUUCCUUUCUCUCUCCCAUAAGUGAAGAGAGAAAAAACCCUUAAACCCUCGAAAGUCGGCAAUGGCGAUGAGAGCAGCAGUAAUGGCGGCGGUGGCUCCUCGGGGGUUUAAUCGUCUUUUCGCAACUUCAGCUUUUAAUUUCACACCGCCGCCCUCCCAAUCCUCUGCUCCUCCUCCCGCAGAACCCAACCCUAAUCUAUUCGUUUCCGGUCUUAGCAAACGUACUACUACAGAAGGAUUACAGGAAGCCUUUUCAAAGUUCGGUGAAGUGGUUCAUGCCAGAGUGGUGACUGAUCGUGUCUCAGGGUAUUCAAAAGGAUUUGGUUUUGUUAAGUAUGCUACAAUAGAAGACGCUACUGCAGGAAUAAAGGGCAUGGAUGGUCAGUUCUUGGAUGGUUGGGUAAUUUUCGCCGAGUAUGCAAGACCACGACCUGCAACUCCCACACAACAGCAGUUUGGAAACCCUGUGUUUGGCUCAAAUGGUUACCAAUAAUAUAAUUAAUUUGUCAUGUCGAUGGCGUUUAUGUUCCAGUCCAGUUAUUGAUCUAUUUAUUGUUCCCAUUAAGGGAUCUGUAUUUGUUUGUACUUUGUUCAAGUAAGAAAUCUAGCUAUCCGCAGUGUGGAUCACUGUCCCUUGAAUAUGGACUCCGCACUUUGUUGAAGUCGAUGUAAUCUAAAAGUGAUUGUGAAACAUAUAAUAGUAAAGAAGGAUGGACGCCAAAAUGAUGGUUAAGUUUUGACCCCUUUGAUAAAA